AUGACGCUAUCUCUGGACCAAGCCGAAAGGGUCCUGAUGUCAUUACUGCUGCUCACUUAUAGACACUUCCUGUACAUUGUUCUUUUUGAACUACUGGACUUACACUGCGUCGAAAGAACUAGCCAGGACGAAAAGUUUGCUAGUUCAAACCGACUCCUAGGCGACAUAUUCUGUUUAGCUGGCGCUGCGCUCUAUGGCGUCAGCAAUGUUUUUCAGGAGUGGAUGCUCAAGUCGUUCAAGCGAAGCGAAUACUUAGGGAUGCUUGGCAUUUUCGGCAGCUUUAUAUCAGGAAUUCAACUCUUUCUUUUGACCAUUGUCUCGACCAAUUUAGCAUUGUUGUACGCCGGAUUCGCGUUGUCAAUGUUCAUAUUUUACUCAUUGGUGUGCGUGAUGAUCGAACAAGCCGGGGCGACUAUGUUUAACCUGUCCAUUCUUAGCGCAGAUUUCUACACGUUUUUCAUAAGCUACUUUUUGUUCAACGAAAAGUUCCAUGGACUGUACUUCGGCUCCUACGUAUUGGUGUUUGUUGGAUCCGUUCUUUACUCGGUGAAAGACCCCGGUUCACGUGACAACAGUAACAACGUGAGACCUAGAAGUUACGAGGAAAUCAGCGGCGUCACAACUACCAGACCAGAGCUUUCGAGUGUGUCUAGUACGGAUGUCGCCAUGAAGUACUGUCCGGUUCACGGUGCUCUGUUCAUUUCGAGUACCUCACCUGUCGACACGGCUGAAAAUCAGCCCUCCUCCUUCUAG
Messenger RNA from Soboliphyme baturini, 753 nucleotides. The record is from the annotation of a GenBank genome assembly. NCBI's taxonomy places the organism in Eukaryota, Metazoa, Nematoda, Enoplea, Dioctophymatida, Soboliphymatidae.